Phragmites australis (common reed) is the source of this 1890-nucleotide messenger RNA. Its product is annotated as IRK-interacting protein-like. The record is from RefSeq and is a predicted model, not a curated record. The coding region runs from base 339 to 1622 and encodes 427 amino acids. The transcript is spliced from 2 exons. NCBI's taxonomy places the organism in Eukaryota, Viridiplantae, Streptophyta, Magnoliopsida, Poales, Poaceae.
CCUCACUCUCAUCUCAUCCCCGUGAAGUGAACUGCAAAAAACGACGUCACUCGCGUGAGCACCACACCGCACCGCACCGCGCGCCCCACAGCACUAUCGCGACGUCGCCACCACCACAAAGCACGGGGACGGGCACCAGCACCGCCCUCCUCAGAACCCAAGAAAACUCCUAAGACACCCGCGCGGAUCCCCAGGAAAAAGAGGUCAUCGCAGAGUUGUACGCAGCACGCAGCGCUCGAUCCGUAGCCAUGGUCUCCUCUCCCUCCGCCACCGUUGUAACUGUGCUCCCCUUCUCUUGCCUCGUCUUGUUGGUGCUGGUCCUUACCCUGUGAGAUGCAAUGCGCCGCCAGACCCCUGAGCCGAAGCAGCAGCGGGGCAGCGGCACGACAGCGGCGUCGGGGAAGGUGGACAAGAAGUACGCGCACGUUGCCACGCCGCUCCACCACGGCAACGGCGACACAGCGAAGAAGACGCCGCGCGGGGCCAAGGGCGGUGACGGCGCCGACCCGGCGGCGUACGUCGCCGCUGUGUCCUGCUCCGACUGCCGCUUCAAGCAGCGCGCCCUCGCGCCGGCGUCUCCCGGCGCCGUCAUCCGCUCGCUGUUCGUCUCCCUCACCCGCCGCUCCACCCCGCGCUCGUCGCCGUCGCUGACGUCGGCCUCGGGCCCCGGUGGGGACGCUGGGGACGGCGAGCAGUGGCGCCUGGCCGCGGCCGACCUCUCCCGCCGGCUCGCCGCGUCCACGCGCACGCGGGACGAGGCGCUGGAGGAAACCACGCGCCUGAAGCAAUCGCUCGCCGAGCUGGAGCUAAAGCUCGCACGUCUGGAGGCACGCGUGCUUCCGACGCCCGCCGCCGACGCAUUCCCCGUCGAUUCAUUCCUCCGCGCCGUCUCGACCGCGCGCGCUGCUGUGCGGAGCCUCGCGCGCGCGCUCGCCACCCACCUCCGGAACCCCGCGAACCCUGGCCCGAACCUCGAGAGCUUCCUGAACCGCGCUUUCCACGCCGACUUCGAGCUCGACACUGAUGCCGACGUCCACACCCCGGACCCGGCGGGCCGGUGUGAGGCCAACCUCGCGGCGUAUCACGCCGUCGCGGCGCUGACGUGGGAGGAGGUCCUCCUCCACGGCACCAAGCACUACAGCGAGGGGCUGAGCCGGUUCUGCGACGCAAAGAUGAGCGAGGUGGUGUCCUCCCUCGGGUGGGCGCGCGGGCGGGCGUGGCCCGAGCCGCUGCUGCAGGCGUUCUUCCUGGCCGCCAAGGGCGUGUGGGGUGUCCGCCUCCUCGCGCGGUCCGUCCACCCGCCGCUCCCUGUGGUGCGCGCGGACCGCGGCGCGCGCUUCGACCCGCGGUUCAUGGAGGACGCGGCGGCCGGGCGCGUCGGGUUGCUGGAGCCGGCGAGCGUGAAGAUGAUGGUGGCGCCGGGGUUCCACGUGUACCUGGCCGGCGCGGGCGUGGUGAAGUGCAAGGUGGUGUGCUUCUACAGCAGCCGCACCGGCGGCCACAGAGAUGGCGGGAGCAGCGCCAACGGGGGCGCGGGGUUGGGGAGUAGCUGCAGCGUCAGCGAUAUGAAUGGGAGCGCUACAGACGUGGUGGAGAGCUGUAAAACCAGCUGGGUAGGGUAGUCAAAUAGGUAAAAAAACACGGGGAUUUUACUUGUCCGGUAAAAAACACGAUCUGCAUUUAGCCGCUUACCGCUGCUUGUGUGAUUUGUGAAUAUGGGGUGCUUAAGGGCCCGUUUUGUUGCCCGGUCUAGUUUGGCUGGUAUCCAGUGAGAUGAUAUCAUUUAAGCAAGUUGUAGCUUGACAAGCUAUAACAGUGAUUUUGCAGAGUCAAGCAGGGCAGAGCAAAAGAUUCUGCGUGUGCGGAGCUAGACUGACCCUCGUCAGGGUA